Molecule: messenger RNA, 2159 nt
Organism: Dicrocoelium dendriticum
Lineage: Eukaryota; Metazoa; Platyhelminthes; Trematoda; Plagiorchiida; Dicrocoeliidae
Source: the annotation of a GenBank genome assembly
UGCAAAACUCGUGGGACACUACAGUAUUUAGCUUAGACUACAAAUAACCAUGAACCACUAACACGAAAGUCACUUUUUCCUAAUUGCAUAAUCAGCAUAGGCUAAAUGUUUAGGGGACAGCAGAAGUUCUCUAUUUAUUAUGAAUGUGAUUCAUUCUAAGUUCAAGGCCGUGCCUCCUCUUUACCAAUAAGUGGCCUCGUUUUACUUAUCUGGCGAGCCGGCUUCAAACGCCAAAUGAGCUCUUCGGCCGUGAUGUGCUGUCUCGUCUUGGGUGCAUGGAAACUGUUACAUUCUGAAAAUUUUUCGAAUCGGAGUUCUGUUAUAUAACCUACAAUGCCAAAAAAGAAGAGCGGCCAUAAUAAAGGUCGCGUCGAAAAUGGUUUGGACCCUUUGGAAUCGGCGAGUGUUGCCAGUGUCGCGAGUGAGGAGAGUGACGCGCCUACCAGUUUAUCGAACGAUUUUGAAGAUUUAGCCGGAGUGCAAUCUAUAGUCGAUCGAAUAAACGCAGCUAGUGAGGCCCUCAUGGAAAAGCGCCUAGAAACGCGCGUUAAAGCGUUGAAUUUCCUCAUCAACUGCUUUCGUAUGCACUAUUUGUACUUGGAUGAAUCAUGGAAUUAUUCCGCUACCCUUCUCGGUGGAAUUGAAUACGUUCUCAAGAAAGGCAGGACACAAGAUCAAGCUUUAGCUGUUGACUGCUUGACGGUUUUCUUUCUGCAAUUUAUUUCGCAGAAUAUACAGGACUACUUUGCCAGAUUUUGGCCUAUCCUCGACACGGCUCUUCGGGAUACUACUGUCUCUACUCUGUUACGUGCUGCGUGUGCCACCGCAUUAUCAAUUUUUCAGUUAGUAGCUGGUCAGUGCGACUUUGUGUCUUCCAAGGAAUUAAUGAAGUCUUUUGAGUCCGUCUUCAAGGGUUCCUGUUUGAAAGGAGAUGGCAAAGCUCCUGUUUUGGAUGCACAUGUCAGUAGCCUACAUGUUACGACUCUCCGGGCAUGGGGCAUUUUGUAUACCUUCCUGGCGUCGUAUGACGUCGGACCCGUAGGAAAAGCUAUGCUUCCUACUUUGAUCAGCUUGUUACAAGGCGCGAACGUGGAUCUGCGCAUUACAGCAGGAGAGGUGGCGGUAUUGAUUUACGAACGAAUUCGCAUCGAGGAAGAUAAACGGUUUCGAGGCCCGUAUUAUUGCGAGUUGACCAGGCUUUUGAAUGGAUUGUCAACAGACGGCACGAAAUCUCGAUCCAAAAUCGAGCGAAGAAAACAAAGACACACUUUUCGUGAGUUGGUGGAUGCACUGGAACACUCUGAAGUUACCGAAACAUCCAUCAAUUUCGGUUCUGAAUGCCUCCAACUUGGAUCUUGUACGGAACAUAUGCACUAUGAUUUGUUAUGUUGCUUGCUCAAGGGUGGUUUAUCACGUCAUCUACAGGAGAACUCUCUCGUACGUGACCUUUUUGAUCUGGGGCCUCCCGUAGUUCUUCCGACCAACCCAUUAGAUCGUCGUUCCGCACGUGACCAGCGGCGUUUGGCCAACGCUUUGGCGUCAAAAUUGCGAACCCAGAAGUUGAGCUCCCACCGAGACAGACGGAAUGUUCUAGCUGAAAUCGAUUAGUAUUGAGUUUUCAUUCAGAGAUGCCGUGUACAUACUUUUGCCAUUAGACUACUGACUAACCCGCUCUGCGUGUGCUUUCCUCUUAGCUUGCACGUGGUUUUCUGUUCUGUAUGCGGUUAUUCACUAACUCUAAUAGAAUUUACGUUAAUUCACAUGUCUUUGAUCACCACGACAUUCGAUGUGUAGUCUAGUUUAGUGUCUUGCCACCUCACUCUCAAGCGGUACAUCCGCUCAUUAGUCGGUGAUAUAUUACCACUUCUAGUUGGUGAGAUGACCCCUCUUCUUCAUUACCAGGUAACCGCCUGUGUACGGGACACUUAGCACUGAUCUCUCGGCCUCUGGAUCUAUAACUCCUUCGUGAUCUCGCUGCUCUGAACUCCUUUCCGGUCUUCUGUCAUAAGGCUGUCUCCUUUUUUCAACAAGUAGCCAUCACUUCAUUGCCGUCAGCCGGAUUGUUUCUCUCCUACUCCAAAGGACCAUGUCAGUUAUUUUCAAGCAUCAUCUCAACUGUCAGUCGUUCAUCUUGCGUCAUCGUUCAUGAAAUUCCAGCA